Messenger RNA from Saccostrea echinata, 1467 nucleotides. RefSeq names its product U6 snRNA-associated Sm-like protein LSm2. The record is from RefSeq and is a predicted model, not a curated record. Gene Ontology annotation, molecular function: RNA binding. Gene Ontology annotation, cellular component: precatalytic spliceosome; catalytic step 2 spliceosome; Lsm1-7-Pat1 complex. The transcript is spliced from 4 exons. The coding region runs from base 58 to 348 and encodes 96 amino acids. Lineage: Eukaryota; Metazoa; Mollusca; Bivalvia; Ostreida; Ostreidae. Gene Ontology annotation, biological process: mRNA splicing, via spliceosome.
GAAUAAUUUUGAGAGAGAGUUGAUGCAUAAUAUAAAGAGCCGGUGCUGCACGCAAAAAUGCUUUUCUAUUCCUUUUUCAAAUCACUAGUUGGGAAGGAUGUUGUAGUUGAAUUAAAGAAUGAUCUGAGUAUUUGUGGAACUCUGCAUUCAGUAGACCAGUUUCUGAACAUAAAAUUGACAGACAUUACAGUGACAGAUCCAGAUAAGUACCCUCAUAUGCUAUCUGUGAAAAACUGUUUUAUUCGUGGGUCUGUUGUGCGAUAUGUUCAGCUCCCUGCUGAUGAAUGUGACACUCAGCUGUUACAAGAUGCAGCACGCAAAGAAGCUGCCCAGAACAGACAGAGGUGAUGAGAAUACAGGCCUGUGUAAACACAAGAUGAUGUAAAGAGGCAGCUUGUUGACCGUGUCUGAGCACAAGAAACUAGUGUUCAAAUAUAGCAAACAAUAACAUGAUGUACAUGUAUAGUAGGCAUGUCGUACAUACAAGUGUAUUCUUAUUCUUCAAGAGUUUCAUUUUUUCAAUGAUUACAUUUUUUUCUGGUUUUAAAAUAUAGAUAUGUCUUUACAAGGUUGGACUCAUUUCAGUUGAAUACAUAAUAACAACAGAUUGUAUGAUGUAAAUUUAUGUGUAGAAGUACUUGUACACUGUGUGUAAUAGUUCAAAAUAACUGAUGUUUUCCAGGCAUUUUUCAAGAUUUUGAUAUUUGACGUGCCAGGAAAAACGUCAGAACCGGCACCAUUAUGAAAAGUGGAAAUUUGCCGCCUCCAAUCAGAGGCCACAUUCUAGGGUCAAUUUUUGAUACAUCCAAACCGAAUUAAAUGUCUAACUCACAUCUUACUAAAAGUACAAUGCUUCUAGUACUUACAAAUAUUGCCUUUAUUUAUUUGUUUCUUUGUAAUAUUAAGUGUCUGGUAAAACAUUUUAUCAAACUUUCGAGGUUCGUUCUGAUUUCAUGCAUUUUAAAAUCUCAUGAGACCUGUAUCAAAAUAUGGAGUGAUAUUUUCUUUUAAGCAAAAUUGAUGAGAACAAGAAACAUAAUGCUAUUGAUAAGUUGUGAGUUUGACAUUUAAUUCAAUUUGCAUGUAUUGAAAAUCGGGUUCAGUUGGCGGUGGGGAAAUUUCCAAUAUCAAAAUCAUGAAAAAUGCCUGGAAAAUGUCAGAUAUUUCAGACUAUGUGUGUAAUAACUUGACAUCUUGUAGUAAAUAUAUCACCAAAAUUUUAGGUGUUUGAUGUAUAAAAAUCUUUUAUUAUCAAACACUAGUAAUGUUUGUCUUUGAUCAUAUUACAAACUAUAGUCUGCCUUCAGACACUCAUUUUAUUUUAGAAAAAUAAUUAUUUUGUAAAAAAGGCACCAGUAUGUAUGAAUUGUAUCAUUUCAGGUGAUUUUUCCGUACAUGUCUUAUAAGUAACACCUGGACUAUCAUUGUUUUGAUGUUGUAAAUCAAAUUAAAAAAAAUUAACAUUCA